Messenger RNA from Metarhizium acridum CQMa 102, 540 nucleotides. The record is from RefSeq and is a predicted model, not a curated record. NCBI's taxonomy places the organism in Eukaryota, Fungi, Ascomycota, Sordariomycetes, Hypocreales, Clavicipitaceae.
AUGUCUUUGCCCUCAGAACCACGGAAUUGGACCAGAGAUGGGUUCUUGAUAUCAACAGACAAACGUCUCGUCUCUGUAAAGGCUCUCAACGAAGUGUUUGCCCAAGAGUUUCUGUACUGGGCCUCGGCUAUGCCAGACGAAGUAGUCCAGAAAAUUGUCGAUGCGUCGUUUUGCUUUGGGCUGUACAAGAUUCGCCAAGAAAACGACACGGUCGCUCAGAACAAUGGCCUUGGUACCCCUGACUCCCUUCAACAGAUUGGCUUCGCGCGCCUUGCUACGGACUACGUCACAUUCGCCUACCUGACGGAUUUAUACGUGCUGCCCGAGCAUCAAGGCCUCGGCCUAGGCGGAUGGAUGAUUGAUUGCAUAGAUGAGGUUAUGAGUCCGUUGCCCUACUUGAGGUGGUUUACUCUGCGGACGGCGGUGCCAAAGAGCAAAGAGGCGUAUGAGAAGAGAUUGGGCAUGAGUGUGCUGGACCAGGGAGACGUGACGAAAGGGUCCGUCAUGAUGGGAAAGAAGGGCAGGGGCAACCAAGUUUAG